Branchiostoma belcheri (Belcher's lancelet) is the source of this 1805-nucleotide messenger RNA. Its product is annotated as chymotrypsinogen B-like. The transcript is spliced from 10 exons. The record is from RefSeq and is a predicted model, not a curated record. Gene Ontology annotation, molecular function: serine-type endopeptidase activity. NCBI's taxonomy places the organism in Eukaryota, Metazoa, Chordata, Leptocardii, Amphioxiformes, Branchiostomatidae. Gene Ontology annotation, biological process: acrosome reaction; proteolysis. The coding region runs from base 161 to 1414 and encodes 417 amino acids.
GGCGUGCUUGUCAAAUUUCAGCCUUCCUGCGUUGCUUGUUGUGUCUACCCGACUCCUUACCGAGAUCUGCCGCCGAAGUUCCAGAAAAAAAAUUCCGUACCGUGAUUUAUCUGUAACACCGGCUCUUUGAUAACAUCGUCUGCAAGGAAAAAGAAGGAAAAUGUGUCGCCUGACGGAAUAUUUGGUUGCUGCAACUUUCCUGAUGCACGUUCCGCUCUCUGCAUCCCAAGUCUACCAGUACCAGCUGUACCCUUACCACACAGCACCAUCGCCGGACCAGUCAGAUGGCGAUUGCGGCGGGACUCUGGACACCAUGUACGGAGAUUUGACCAUCACCUCCCCGCUGUACCCUUCAAACUAUCCGCCCAACAAAGUGUGCAUCUGGCACGUGACGGCGUCAGUUGGGAAGAUCGUCUUCAUCACCUUCCCGGCAUUCCGUGUGCGUUGCCUUGGAGACUUCGUAGCGAUCUUCGACGGGGGAGCGGGAAGCACUGAGCUGAUUGAGGCGUUCUGUAAAAAUCGAGACGGAAGAGGUUUGCGGACAACGACCAACCAGAUGACUGUAGUCUUCAAGAGCAAUGAAUGGAUAACCGGCUCUGGCUUCACUGCAACCAUCACGGAAGUUGACCCAUAUGGAACCUGUGGUAGUCCCACCAUUGCCAGAAUACCGGCACCGGAAAGAAUAGUCGGGGGAAACACUGCUCAACACGGAAGCUGGCCAUGGCAGGUGCUUAUAAAAGUCUGGUUGUCCCCUCCGAACCCCGGACCCAGCGACUAUGAGUGCGUCGGGGUACUGUUGGACUCUGACUGGGUGGUUACUACUGCGUCCUGCAUUUACGUUACAACUGCUGAUUGGCUCGAGCUCACGCUAGGAGAGCAUGACCGUGACGCAUGGGAUGGUACAGAGGUGUCAAGAUUCGGCGCCCAAAUGUUUAUUCAUCCCAACUUUGUAAGCGGACCACACGAUAUAGCACUCAUCAAAAUGGCCUCUCCGGUGACUUUCAAUGAUUACAUCAUGCCGAUCUGUCUACCGUCGUCCUCGGACGUUCUGCUGCCAGGGACCAUGGUAUCCGUCUCCGGAUGGGGCGCCACGUCUAAUGGUGGCGCCACUGCACGGUACCUCCAGCAGAUGGUUGUGCCUGUCGUCUCUGAUUACAACUGUCUGCAGAUAUACGGGACCGCUAUACAAAUAGCCGUCGACUUCUGUGCUGGUUACACUGUGCUGGGUGGCAUUGAUGCGUGUACCGGUGACAGCGGUAGCCCCCUAUCGAGGAGGUCUCCAACUACAGGUGCCUGGGAACUCCAUGGUCUCGUCAGCCUCUUUCAACCAUGUGCCAACCCUUACGAGCCUACCGUCUACGCACGCGUCCCCGCGCUUGUUGACUGGGUGACUGCCACCAUGGCAAUGAACUGAAAAGGAAUAAUGCUGCUAACAUCGAGUACAUAUAUCAAGCAUUUCAAUCUUGCCCUGGAAAAUCUUGAGAAAAGAGGCGGUAUCUAUUCGUAAGAUGUUUUAAUGCCAGCUUGAUAAAUUAUAAAUUGUACUCCAUAGACUUGUUUGAAUCCCUACCAUGUCGGUACCACACAAGAAGAGCUAUUUUAUAAACAUUUUAUAAGGCUUUAAGGACUACGAUUAGUCGUAUGUUUGUGAAUUUGUAGCAGAUGUUUACAUUAAGUCGAUCGGUUCUGCUUGAAGACUUUUUAAGAUAUUGUUCAAUAGGUGUCAGAUUUACGUAGACAAUUAUAUUCCUUGUGGUUUUCUGUUAUGUGCAAUAAAGUUUUUAUCUUCGCCAGUCUGUUGUUUU